AUGAGCGGUAAAGGGGAGGCGCUGGCGAAUCAGUCAGGGAACCUUGGCGCUCGGCAACCUCCCUUCACUCCGAACCUGGUCAAAGACAGAGUUCAGUCCGCUGGAGCUGAUCCAGCACGAGGCUCGCGGGCCCCGCCCCGCCCGGGGGCGAACCGCGGAGCCGUCGACUCGGACGCAACUCGAUUCCAGUGUGCUCAGACGCCGAGGAAACUCCAGUUUUUCAAGACCAAAAUCUGCCCCUGGUACCACAAAGGCGGCUGCGACAGGGGACUCGCCUGUCAGUUUGCUCACGGCUUGUCGGAGCUACGAGAGUGUCCAGAUCUCCGGAAGACGUCCCUGUGCCCAAACGUAAAGCGAGGAGGAUCGUGCACAAUUCCGGGUUGCCACUACGCCCAUCGCGUCCACGAGUUGCGAGCGACGGGGCAACUGUACAAAACAGCGCUAUGCGUGAGAUGGCAAAUGGGCCGAUGCAAUGCAGGAAGUCUCUGCAGGCAUGCGCACGGGAGAAGUGAAAUGAGAAAUGGCCGCGGUUUGCCGCCGCCAGGUGGGUCACCUGAUGACAACCUGCCUCCACUCCUCGUGGACUCGCGCUCUCCGUCUUUGUCGGCAAGCGGGGGCACCCGCUCGCGAACGAGUGCACCUGUAACGUUUUUUCAGGCUACUCGACAGAGACAGUCACACGCGCCUGCGGAACCAGAGCCGUUCAGGCAACUCGUUUGCGUACCUGGCGAGCAAUCAGUUUCCGCACCGGUAGGACACGAGGCGUCGCCAACCUCGCUGCUCCUCUCCAAAUUGAUCGCUCCAAGUUCGCAGGCACUGUCACCGGUCGACGAGCAGCGCCGAGACGGACUGUUACAAGAUGCUGGCCCCGAAGAGCAUCUGCAGAUCCAGAUGCAGAGAGCCAACCGGCUAGGCUUGUUUCCACCCCAGGCGAAAGGAGAAACCUCCGACGUUUUGCGUGGUCAGUCUGCAGCGGCUUUCCUGCAGCUGAACUCGCUUCGAAGGCUGACGCAAAACGAGCUCAUGGCCGGUCCAUCGCAUGGCCACGAGGGCACUUUCGGUACCUCGCGGGGCGAGAGGAGCGUUCACGAACGACCGUGUGGAGGCGCUGCUGGCCCAGCGGUCGAAAGCCUUCCUGGACCGCCGGGCAGCGGGGGAUUCGCGCGUCUGCCGCUGCUGGGCCAGGCGUCGGAUGACACAGGCCAGUACCCGCAAGUAGCCCCCGAGCACGUCAUGGCUGGCCGGGAAAAGACGCUCCGGGAAAUAUUCUCGCCUUUCUCUUUAGUGGAGCUCGACUCGGCAGUCCUGCAGACGAGAUGGAAUGUCUCCUUGCUACUUCCCGAUGCUUUUGUCUCGUCGCGGCAGGCCUUGUCAUCGCCGCAGACCAGAGGGUCUGGAUGUCAGCGCCGCGAAACUGAGAACUGCAGGCGAGGGAGUGGUUCCAUUGGCGUCAAGGAGACCCGAGACGGUUCGGUGCUGCCGCUGCAGGCAAACGAGCUGGGUUCUGGAGCUUCGGCGGGACAGGGAGGAAGCACGGUGCCCACUUGUUCGAAGGCAAGUCGUUCUGCCCAGACUGGUCUCGGACCGCGUGCGCUGGAUAACGCGUACUCGCGCACAGACACACUGCAGUCUGGAGACUCACGGGGUCAGCUUGGGGAUCCCGUGGAAACGCGCAGCGACCGCGCAAGCUGCGAUGCUCCACUCGCUUCUGGACAGCGUGGGACGCCCGACACCGGCGACGUAGGUAGCUCCUCUGGUGUCUCAGACCUUUGUGUCUCUGGAUGUCCCACAGACGUGCUUGCAAUGCACGGUGGCUGCAGGCGGGCGUCGUCGGGGGCUUCCACGAUUGACACAACGCCUCGUAGUAUGGACGCACUGAGUGGCCUUUUGUGCUCCCUCAGUCUCAGCCCUUACUCGCCGUCCGUCGCCGCUGGAGCGGGAAGCCACGCCCAUGUGGGUCGGAGGAGCACAUUCGACACAUCUGUGGACAGUGUUGUUUCAGGCGCGCUCAACGAGUGGUGCACAUUGUCCUCGGAGGACAGUCAGGAGCUGUCCCAAGAAGGUGUGACUGAUAUGCUUGCGGCACGUGGGUCCAUUCCGGGAAGGCAUCCCAGCGCAGGAACAUGUUGUGACGGCCAAAGCAUUAGGCCAUUCAGCGACCACGUUGACGUGGCGUUCGGGUGCGCGCCCAAUAUGCCAGUCGCCUUGAGUCUUCCUGGUGUUUGUGGAUCCGAAGUACAUGCAGGAGGGCUGCGGGGCGGUACACAGUCCCAAUCUGUUGGGAACAGGGCACAGGAGCAGGUGCGCGUCGCGGACGACCCCGAUGAUCACGGUCUACAGAACGUUAACGUCCGUGAGAGCGUUCCGGGAUUACCGAGUCAUUGUGGUUGGGGGGACCAGCACCACAGCGAGGAUUUUGGGGUUGGUAACGGCAAACGGAGAAACGUGGAAAAAAACGCGAGAAGCAACGAACUUAAAAAGUGUGAGCACGACGCUCUGAACCAAUCAGAUAUGUGGGAACGUGGGCCAGUUGUCCAGCUGCUUCCCCACGCAGCAGAUGCAUUGCCAGAAAGCGCUCCUUUGUGUAAAGGACAGACUUUAAGUUUCAGCGUGCCCCGACAGCCAAUGGUACAGCGUGUAGCUGGCGAUUUAAAGGGCCGUCUAGCUUCUGAGCGACAGGCCGCUGGAGAUUUUAACGCUAAGGACGAAUCCACUGUCUAUCAGGAGUUGGGCGACAGGAGCUUUAUGGCUGAUGAAGAUGUCCGGGGAACCGUGUCGGUGGUGAGAAAAGGACGCGCUUGUACCCCGUAUUCUCAACUGGCGGCAACUUCUUCAGAUGGCCAGAGGCCUUCAAAAGGUGCAGGCGUCAACGGCACGAAUUUGGACUUCCCGACGCCAGAAAUGGUUACAGAUGAACAGCACGACAAUUCGUCGCUUUUCUCGGAGAUCGAGGCCUUCCGUCGAACGUGUUGUGAUAGCGGUGCUAGCGUUAGCACUUGUUGCAGUCGCAGAGAGCCUGGUGACAACCCGAUGGGGAACUCUAUGAAAGGAGAACAAAGUGAUAUCGGCGGAUGUCGACUCUCAACUGAUAAUAGCCACUGUUCUAUUUUGUUCAACGGACCGGAUCUCUUCCGGGCGUCGUGGGAUUCACCGUGA
This is a messenger RNA of Neospora caninum, 3156 nucleotides long. RefSeq lists its product as hypothetical. The record is from RefSeq and is a predicted model, not a curated record. The coding region runs from base 1 to 3156 and encodes 1051 amino acids. The transcript has 4 exons. Gene Ontology annotation, molecular function: metal ion binding. NCBI's taxonomy places the organism in Eukaryota, Apicomplexa, Conoidasida, Eucoccidiorida, Sarcocystidae.